Messenger RNA from Caenorhabditis elegans, 1449 nucleotides. RefSeq names its product Ig-like domain-containing protein (gene rig-5). Bases 1 to 1449 code for a protein of 482 amino acids. The transcript has 12 exons. The record is from RefSeq and is marked reviewed. Lineage: Eukaryota; Metazoa; Nematoda; Chromadorea; Rhabditida; Rhabditidae. Gene Ontology annotation, cellular component: plasma membrane.
AUGUGUGUGUCUUCUUCUUUUUCUUUUUUCUCUUCCACCCUCUUCCCUUAUUUCUCCCGACUCCAUCUGUGUCUUCUUUUCGGAAAAUGGACCGCCCGUGACUCCGCCCUCUCGGGAGCACCUACCUUCAGAGGAAGAGGUCGCUUUGUCAUUUUAUUUCAUAUCCCCCUUCAAGAGAAAAUGUAUCUAUUCGCACUUCUUUGUGGUGUAUUGUUAGUUUUUAAACAGGCAUGUUCACGUGGUGCUCCCCCAACAAUUCAACAACCAUCAAUGUCUAGUGCAGUUGCUCUUCUUGGACAAGAUGUUGAUUUUACGUGUAUCGUAAAUGAUCUUGGAAGUCAUAUGGUAGCAUUUGUCAAAGCGGACUCACCACCACGGCUGCUCUCGUUCGACGAAAAAGUGUUUCGACGACGCAACAAGUACGAAUUGAAGCCGCGAAUCGGAGAUCUACACAAUGAAUGGGUCCUCACUAUUAAAAAUGUUCAGGAAUCAGAUCGUGGAAAUUAUUCUUGUCAAAUCAACACUGAACCAAUUACACUUUCAACCGGAGAACUUGAUGUGAAAGUUCCUCCAGUCGUAUCUCGAAGUACACCAGCUGCAGUAGAAGUUCGUGAAGGGAACAACGUGAGUCUGACGUGCAAAGCAGACGGAAAUCCGACUCCCACAGUCAUCUGGAGACGUCAAGAUCGUCAAAUAAUCCGCUACAACGGCGCCACUGGAUUCGGAGCAAGUGUGUUCCAUGGACCUGUUCUUCAUCUUACAAAAGUCUCAAGAAAACACAUGAGCGAGUAUCUUUGUGUUGCAAGUAAUGGAAUUCCACCUGAUGAAUCUUGGACUGUCAAGCUUUUGGUUACAUUUCCCCCACUCGUUCAAGCUCAAUCUGAAACAGUGCAAGCAAGUGUUGGCUCAAUGGCAAGAAUGGUUUGCACAACAGAAGCAUGGCCAAGACCGGAAAUGGGAUGGGAAAAGGAUGGAGAACCAGUUUAUGAAAGUAACAAUGUUGCGAUGACGCAUACUGUAUCUGGUCAAUACCACAGUGUUCACAUUCUUGAAAUUAGAAAUGUUCAAUCAUCUCAUUUUGGAGUUUAUCGGUGCGUUGCCAAAAAUGACAAUGGAAUCCAUCAUUCACAAGUCACUCUUAAUCAGAUCUCUCACAAUCAUUUCACAAACUCGAAUUUAAUUCCAGAAGGUUCUGGAAUGCCACGUGGAUAUUCUGAAGAUGAUGAAGCAGACGAGGAAGAAGACAAUUUGGAGAAUCAAAAGAAUGAUUCAGAAGAAGAAGAUUCACAAUCACCUCCUCAAUUGGAAUUUUAUUCACAAGCUCGUCGGCAUGAAUCUCGGAAUGCUCCAACUACACGUUCAGAGCUCCGAGCAAUUCAAGUGGAUUCAGCCAGUUUCCCAUCACUUCUGCUCAUCACAAUAAUCUACUUUGUCUACCACGGGUUCUAA